AUGCGCAAUGGUCUACCAGGAUUUUUCAUCGUAUUUAACUUCUUUUUAUCGAGUUCCCUUGCACAGCAGAAUUACUCAGAAAAUCUUGCUCUGCAAUGCAACAAUACUGAUUCAACAGGACCAUCUUCGGCGUUUCUUUAUACCUGCAAUGGUGCAAAGUCUUCCUGCAAGGCUUUCUUACUUUUCAGAACACGACCUCCUUAUGUUUCAGUCUCUUCCAUCUCGAAUCUUACAUCUUCGGAUCCCUUGGAAUUUGCACUCCUGAAUAAUAUCUCAAACUCAGACACUUUGCCACCGGACCAAGACGUUGUAGUUCCUAUAACUUGUUCCUGUUCGGGUCAAUACUAUCAGGCCAACACAUCUUAUGUUUCGCAAGUUGUUGAUGACACCUAUUUCACAAUCGCAAACAACACGUAUCAGGGGCUAACCACUUGCAAUGCACUUAUGCGGGAGAAUCAAAUUGGUGAAUUGGAUUUGUAUCCAGGUUUGAAAUUGCAAGUGCCCCUUAGAUGCGCUUGUCCUACAAAUGAACAGAUUGUAAAUGGCACCAAGUUUCUAUUAACAUACUUGGUCACUUGGAAAGAUAAAGUUCCUGCAAUUAGUCGUCGGUUCAAUGUUAGCAACGGAAGUUUAGUAGAGGCUAAUGGUUUUUCUGAUAAAAAUUCAUGUAUUUAUCCCUUCACUACCAUAUUGAUCCCUCUUCCAACAGAACCCUUGAACUCUCAAAUCAGAACUUACCACCAAACGUUUCUUUCCAAUCCAAGUCCUGUUACUCCACAGAAAAAGCAUAAAAGAUCCUCUAAAGGACUUCAUGUUGGGAUAGGAACUGGUGCUUCUUUUGCAGUUUUUUGUUUUGCUCUAUCUCUUGGUUUCUUCUAUCACAGGAAAAAAAGAUCAAAUGAAGGCACUUCAAAUGGUAGGCAGGGGAAAAAGCUGCGAAAAUUGCAGGAGCAGAUCCUAGAUAAAGUUGCAGGAAUCGGGGAAAUGCUGAAAAUAUAUUCAUUUGAGGAAUUAGAGGCAGCUGCUGGAAACUUCAUUGCACUGAAGAAGCUGAGUAAUUCUGUUCAUCGUGGGGUUCUUCGUGGAAAAUCAGUAGCCAUAAAAAAGACGAGCACAGAUGUGACAAAGGAGAUUGAAAUUCUUAGUAAGAUCAGUCACUUUAAUUUGAUUAGUCUAUAUGGUGUUUGUGAGCAUGACGGAGAUUUCUAUCUUGUGUAUGAGUUCAUGGAAAAUGGAUCUUUAAAGGAAUGGCUCCAUAAAGAGAACCGUUCACAUGUUCAGAGCUGGAAUUACUUGAUACGUAUUGCUUUGGAUGUUGCUAAUGGGCUACAUUAUCUUCACAACUUUUCUUCUCCAGCAUAUGUGCACGGGGACAUUAACAGUUGCAACAUAUUACUCAACGGAGAUUUAAGAGCCAAGAUCGCGAAUUUCAGUCUUGCAAGAAUAGCCCUGAGGGAGAGAAAUGGAAAUUCGAUUACAAGCUGUGUUUUUGGAGCAAAAGGUUAUAUGGCACCUGAGUAUCUACGAGAUGGGAACGUGACUCCAAAAAUUGAUGUAUAUGCCUUUGGGGUUGUUCUAUUAGAACUUAUUACAGGUAAAGAGGCUGUCUUCGUGGAGAAUGGAGAAGAAGUUUUUCUGUCAGCAACAAUAAUGUCAGCCGUGGAUGGAAUAAGUGCAAAUGCUGAGAUUGAGGACCUAAUCGAUCCUUGCCUCCAAGUAAAGAAUUCUCUUGGUUUUAUCAUAGAUCAAACUGAACUUGCAGUUCGCUUGGUGAAAUUAAGUUUUUCUUGCUUGGCUCGAGAACCAGAAAACAGAUUGAGCAUGGCAGAAGUAGUUUCAGCUUUGAUGAAGAUCCAGUUAGAUGUCCAGAACUCUGAAUCCUAUUCUAUUGAAGUCGAACUACACUAA
Molecule: messenger RNA, 1908 nt
Organism: Olea europaea var. sylvestris
Lineage: Eukaryota; Viridiplantae; Streptophyta; Magnoliopsida; Lamiales; Oleaceae
Product: lysM domain receptor-like kinase 4
Exons: 1
Coding region: 1-1908 (635 amino acids)
Biological process (GO): protein phosphorylation
Molecular function (GO): ATP binding; protein kinase activity
Source: RefSeq, a predicted model, not a curated record